Molecule: messenger RNA, 327 nt
Organism: Capsicum annuum
Lineage: Eukaryota; Viridiplantae; Streptophyta; Magnoliopsida; Solanales; Solanaceae
Source: the annotation of a RefSeq genome assembly
AUGGCUAGUUGGAAAGCCUUUCAAGCCAAUCUCUUGAUUCACAUGAAUGUGAAACCGUUGCAACCGAUCCUGCAUACCAAUCAUCCGCCGCUUAAAGUAAUGGCCAAGGUUUCUAUGGAUUCAGUCCUGUGGAAAAAUAGUGUUGUGGGCAAUUCAGUGUGUAGUGUCACCCCUGGGACACUAGCGAGUCCGUCCCUAAAAAUUAGGUCCAUGAAGCCAGAGUGCUGUCGCACUAAACGACUACCCUUCCUUAGAUACUCCAAGCCACAAUCUGUAUUGUCCUUGAACCUAGACCAUGGAAGGUUGGUUAUAGUCCCAUUCUAUUAG